UCUCCACACAUUGGGCACUUGCCUUAUCUUUGAGCUGUCCCUUCUUUCCCACCCUCCCACGAAAACCAUCAAAACUCUUCCACAAACAUGUACCCCCUUCACAAAUCUUGCCCUUCACUUCACUCCCAUCAUUGCCACCACCACCACAGAUGGCCACCAAAUUUGGGUUUACUCUGACAACCCCUCGUUUCUUCACCACCCCUUUUCGAAGACCCGCUCUUUCUGUAUGUUCUACUUCUUCUUCUUCACCAUCUUUAUCUUCUUCAUCAAAGGUUCAGUCCACCCAAUUCAUCGGCCGGGAGUUUUCUUUUCGACGCAAGGUGUUAAUUCUUUCGCCCAAGGCCACUACUGAUAAGCCAGGUCAGGUCCAAGAAGAUGAUGUUGACAGUAAGAUACUGCCCUAUUGUAGCCUAGAUAAAAAGGGGAAGAAGUCAUUGGGGGAGAUGGAACAAGAAUUUCUUCAAGCAUUACAAUCAUUCUAUUAUGAAGGAAAGGCUAUCAUGUCGAAUGAGGAAUUUGAUAACCUCAAGGAAGAACUAAUGUGGGAAGGAAGCAGUGUUGUGAUGCUAAGUGCUGAUGAGCAGAGGUUUCUGGAAGCUUCUAUGGCUUAUGUAUCUGGGGAACCUAUAAUGACAGAUCAAGAAUUUGACAAAUUGAAGAUAAAACUUAAGAUGGAUGGGAGUGACAUUGUGGUUGAGGGUCCACGAUGCAGUCUUCGUAGUAGAAAGGUUUACAGUGACCUGUAUGUAGAUUAUCUCAAGAUGUUCCUGUUGAACGUUCCCGCUGCUGUUGUUGCAUUGGGAUUGUUCUUCUUCCUGGAUGAUUUGACUGGAUUUGAAAUCACAUACCUCUUGGAGCUUCCUGAACCCUUUAGUUUCAUUUUCACGUGGUUUGCUGCUUUGCCCUUCAUAUUGUGGUUAUCUUUCUCAAUUACAAACUUCAUUAUCAAAGAUUUUUUGAUCUUAAAGGGCCCCUGUCCAAAUUGUGGUACAGAGAACACUUCCUUCUUUGGGACGAUACUAUCAAUAUCUAGUGGCAAUUCCACCAACACUGUUAAAUGCUCAAAUUGUGGAACGGCAAUGGUGUAUGAUUCAACUACACGCUUGAUUACACUGCCAGAAGGAAGUCAAGCAUGAUUGGAGGAUGAAUCCAUGUGAAGUGAUCUACAAAAUGUCUAGCUAACAUGAGUUGCAAAUGAGCCAAUGUCUCCCUCUAUAUAUAUAUAUAUACCUGCUGUCUGGAAGGCGUUGAACUGGUGGCUGUUUCAUAACUAGUUGUAUGCUAUCUGUAGUGGUGUCAUAUUUAUGUUCAAACCCGUACACACUUUCUACUGAAUAUAACUCUACAUCUGCUUUACUUGUAAUAUUAAGCUGCUCCUUGAUGUUGUAUUGCCUAGUUUGGGCCACUUCAAGUGCUGUUUAUAGCCUCUUCGACUACGGUUUCCUAAUGCAUCCAAAAAAAAAAAACUACAGUUUUCCACAUUUCUCCAGUCUCAAACAAUCUGAAUCUCUAUUUUCCAAAGAUAAAUAAAUUUUUCAUGGCCUGACCCUAAGAGAUUGUUAAAAUUCGAUCUUAUAAAAUUUAGAUGUAUUACUCGUCUUUAUUAUCAUUUGAAUUACCCAUUUCAAAGGAACUCUUUGGGUUAGUAAUUGAUCUUUUUGAAUACACCAAGUGUGAUCUUUACACAUUUAGUGUUUUUAAAUUUUUUGAAAAUAUAGGGGGAACAAUGAGAAUUUUUAAAUUUUGAGGGAGUAGUUCCGUCAUUGGUCCCCCAACACUAGAAAAAAAAAAGUUUUUUUUUAUCAAAAUUACUUCUAGGACCACAAGCAAUUGGUUAAGAAUCCUGGAUUUUCUCGUAUUGAGUUCGAGUCUCCACAACUACGGCAUUUCAAUGAAAUUAAACCUACUCUUCAAUGUCCACAAUACGUGGCAAGACUUUAGUUUCGACUCCGAAAUAAGUGCGAUAGAGUCUCUCAUAGAUAGUUGUGUGAUGUUGAAGGACAACGCUUACUGGUGAAUAUGGAGUGAUGUAUUUUCAUAUUCAUUUUAUGUAAAAAAAAAUACAUUUGGGUGCAAAUAAUUUUGUACUUUUUUUCCUUGCUUAUUUCUAUGUAUAAUAGGGUAUAUUUGUUUAUUAGUUAUAACUCAUUCAUGAAGGUACGAUGAAAUAUAAGAUUUUAGCGUUCA
This is a messenger RNA of Ilex paraguariensis (yerba mate), 2187 nucleotides long. The record is from the annotation of a GenBank genome assembly. Lineage: Eukaryota; Viridiplantae; Streptophyta; Magnoliopsida; Aquifoliales; Aquifoliaceae.